UUGGUUAAUAUAUGGUGCUUCCCCAAGUCUUGCCAUAUAAGUCUGGCUUCUCCUCUGAAACUGAGUCAGCAUCUCUGUAGGCUGGCUCUCUGUAUUCGCCAUUCCAUUCCCAAUUCCGAGCUAAUGAAGUUGCAGCCGAGCUGAGCCUCAGUUGCCUGGCGACUAGCGAACAGCUUGGACGUGUGGUGUGCUCUUCGGUGUGGUUUCGAGUCUCGAGUUCCGAGUUUCCCCAUAUUGCAGCCGUCAAAUCCGGAAAUUUUGGAAAAUGCUGCUCUCAAUGCAAAUGUGGCGCUCUCUGUGGCUGGCGGCCCUUUUCUGCGGAUUAGCCCAGGCCAAAGGUUCCCACAAGGUGCACUGUUCGGAGGACCAGAUGCGAGUGGACAUCGGACUACCGGAUGCGGAGUCGAAGGAUCAGAGUGCUCCGCAAAUCUAUUUGGAGGGAUUGAAGGGAUAUCCGGAUGAGCGAUGCCAGCCGCAAAUCGAUGGAUCGCUGGCCGUCUUUCGGCUUUCCCUCAGUGAUUUUUACGAGUGCGGUGUAACCAGGAUGGUCAACCAGCUGACGGGCAAGAAGGUGUAUUACCAUAAAAUCAUCAUCGAGUCAGCCAGCAGCAAGGAGAUCGUCAGCGUUAAGUGCAUCACCACCGCCAGUCCCGCCUAUAACGUGAUGAUGAAUGCCACCACCGGGUCCAGUUCCACGUCCAGCGGCGGCAUCCACGGCCUGGUCAAGCGGGAUGUGCUGCCGGCGGGAUUCCAGGAACCCGAGGAUCUGGAGAUCACCACGUCGCUGACCAAGCGGGCACCAGAGCCACGACUCUCCAUUGGCGUUAGCCAGGAUGGCCAGAAGUUCACCAGGGACUUGACAGUAAAGUCGGGCACACCUUUGACCAUGGAAAUCAAUCUGGAUGAGGACUCUGCACCUGUUUAUGGUCUGGGUGUGAACUAUUUGGAUGUGACGGACACGCAUACCUCUUCGGAAACGCUGAUCUUCAAGGGCUGCACUGUGGAUCCCUAUCUGUUCGAGAACUUCAACACCAUCGACGGCGACAUUUUAAGUGCCAAGUUCAAGGCGUUCAAGUUCCCUGACUCGUCGUACGUGCAAUUCCGUGCCACGGUCAACGUGUGUCUGGACAAGUGCCUCGGUACCCAGUGCUCCAACAACCAGGUGGGCUUCGGUCGACGCAAACGGGAGAUCAGCUCGGCGAACAAGGUCUACGAGAUCUCGCUGGCCAUGUUCCUGCAGGUUCAGGAUAUCGAAGGUGUUAACAAAAAUGAGGUCCUGCAGCUGGAGGAGAAGCUCAGGGAGCUGAAGCUGGCCAACCAACGCCUGGCCAGGAAUAGCCGCGGCAACUUUGCCAUGGAGCAGACGCCCGCCAGUGCUCAGCCCGCCUUUGUGGUGGACGAGCGGGAGCUGGGACACCUCAGUUCCGGAUCGGGAGCCGCAUCGAACGGCGUGGCGCUGGCUGUGUGGACGAUUCUGGGGGCAUUGAGUUGGCGGCUGAUGUAGAAGUUGUAAAUCUCUCAAGGCGUGAACGACGUGCGAGUGCGAGGAAUGCUAAUCAGGGCGGAAUUGCGUGCAGUGGCAAUGAACGAAGGAGGGAAUAUUAAUGUACUACCUAACUACUAAAAUAUUUACCUAUACUUGAUGUAACUGCCAUUUACAGAACGUAAUUAACUUUAAAAUGUAUGCGUAGCUUAGGUUUUCAACGACUUAUGGCAGCCGACAUUGCGACAUUGCGACAGAAACCGAAAAAGAGAUAUAGCAACAGACAGACAACAGUGAUUCUUAUAAAAAUACACAUAAAAACACUUACAUAUAAAUAUAUAGAUAUGCAUAUAUAUUGGAGAACUUGAAGAACUCGGUCUAACUCAUAAGCACCUACUAGUCUCCUAAGUGUAACUGUUAAGCUAAUUUAAUUAACGACUAAACUAAACGAAUUAAUUGAUUAAACGAAUCUCUGAUCGAUGCGCCUUUGCCAA
Molecule: messenger RNA, 1977 nt
Organism: Drosophila teissieri
Lineage: Eukaryota; Metazoa; Arthropoda; Insecta; Diptera; Drosophilidae
Gene: qsm
Exons: 8
Coding region: 266-1504 (412 amino acids)
Source: RefSeq, a predicted model, not a curated record